AUGGAUACGUUUUCGAAAGGGGAGAUGAACAAUGCAUUGCUUGGAAUGUACGUUGGAACCCGGGGUCCAAAGACUCUACGAAAAUGUAUUACAGAUAAAUUGUUUACAUAUCAAAUGUGGAAAAAUGAGGAAACCAUACGUGAAAAUUUGGAUCCUGAAAUGGUUCUCCUGGUCUUUCCGGAAAGUAAACCCGUCCCUUCGUUGGAUGAACUCGAUGAUCUCAUAGUUCCAGAUAUAAGUUCGUUAGCAUUUUCUUUGCCUAAAAGCGAGCAGGAUAUUUCAAAAUUACGGAAUCUAAUUCAAGAGAUAUUGGAGGGUUCAAUCUUUCGCAAAUAUCUGCAAUCUAGAGAACAACAAUUUCGUAGGAAGAAUAACAAAAUGAAAUUGCUAAGCAGAAUACAAUUUGCUAAACUAUAUCCAACAAAUGGUGAAUCAAACAUACAUGAGCUGGAUAUCAGUCUGCUGUGCUUCGUUUUGUUCGAGGGAAUGGGGUUUAGACCCAUAUCAGACUUUGACAAGCUCCCAUCCCUAACUGUCGUAACUGAAGCUGAUGACAUGUUACGGAUUAAAAUAUGCAGAAAUGUUCUUGUUCAUCAGGCAAAUGCUGAAAUGAAUGAUGAAGAUUUUGAUAAAUAUUGGGAAUGUUUAACUGGCGCGUUCGAGCGAUUACUUAAUAACACGUUCGUUCGACGAGAAAGCGAAAGACUUAAGUCGUUGCGCCUUCCAGAUGAAAAAAUAGAACAGUUUAGAACCAUGAUAGAAGAAUGGCGAAGGGAUGAACAGGACGAGAGGAAAGAAAAUCUAGAACUAAUGAAAGACAUCAUGACACGCACAAGUGUACAUACCAACAGUGUCAUCAAAGCCACAGGAAUGCAAAUUGUAGACAAUCAGAUCAAACAGCACGAGGAAUUGGUGAAAUUAUUCAAGAAAAGCAGUUCAAAACGACGCAAAGUUCAAAACAAAGACCUUAAGAAGUCGUUUCCCUUACGGGUUCAUGGUUAUGACAAAUUCAAACAGUUGUGUCAUAUAAUGCAAGAAGCUGGUAUAAAGUACACUGUUCCUACGGCCUCCAGUACUGACACAGCACUAACCAGUGACAGCUCAUCUAGUCUCAAGGAUCGUGGAGUUCUUCAGUUCGAAGUAGACAGUGAAGAUGCCGUUGACAACCUCUCUCAUAACUUUCGUCGGUCUAGGAGUUUACCGCGAUAUAGACCGAAAAAGCCUAAUGAUAAUGUUUGGAUAGUCACUGAUACAACACACAACAAUCUAAAUAGCUCUCUAGAUAGUGUAACAAAUGUCGACAAGGAAUCAAGCAACAGACAAGCUAGGCAGUGUAAACGACGUUCGAGUGAGCAUGCUAGGAGUUCUCAGGAAAACAGAUCGCCCAGGCCAGGAAACUCCAUACGCAUGGGUGUGAGGUCUUUCAAGGAGAGAAAGUUGACUGUAUGUAAUCCGACAUUUAGUGUAGAAGAUGCAGAUGUUGAACAUGACAGUGCUGGUGAAGAUUCGGCUAUAGGACUCUAUCCAACCACUGGUGCGCACGGACUUAUUCCAAGACAAUCUGACCAAUGCAGGGAAGGUGCUGAAGAUAUCGGUGAUCCUACUGGAUAUUUCUUGUCUCUACAGAGACGAGAUGAGUAUAUACACUCCAACACAGAUACACACAAUCCAGCACAAAAGGUUCUGGGGAACGUGGUCCAUGUUGUUCAAACACGUACAAAAUGCUCGCCAACAAACAUAUCUAUGUCAAAUCUGGAGAAUGACGGUGAUAGCACAUCGCUCAGCGCGACGUCUGGGGAAUACGUUUUGGGAGAAGAAAAUGAGGAGCUGACUAAUCAUGUUUCAGUGACCAAAGAUAAGUCAAGGUUGUCGUCUAUCAAAAGUGGCAUGUAUAGCGAGGAUUCUACUGGUUACAACACCGACCUAUUAACACUUAAUAGCUCAGUAGACGGUAAUACGUCAUCGGACACAUUACUCUUCCAUCCGGUUAGACUACCCAAAGCUCACAGGUCACCUGGUCUAAACGAGGGAUGGACACCAUGGAUGGCAGAAAAUGGAGAGCAAAUAUAUCGCAGCUCAGUUACACCCCGAUCCAUUCCGAAUACCACAGACGACGGAUACGCCUCCAAUAGUUACUUAAGUUCUUUGGACAGGAACUUAAUGGCAACGCAAGAUCAAUACGGAACUGGUUUUCAGGAAAAUGUCAAUGAUAAUGCAGAAAUGUCCUUCAAAGAAAGAGAGAAAGAUGAUACAAACAGUCAUGGCAUGGGGUCAGUCACGAGCUCACAAGCCCCUGAAGCUGAAACAUUGCUGAAGUUGCCAAGCAGAAAGACACGAAAAGGUUUUUCUAUCCGAAAUUGCUUCAAGCGUUGUAUAUUAUGUGGGGGCAAAGGACCUGAAGGGGACCAGGAAAGUCAAGUUGUAAAGAAAGAUCAUUACCGAAAGAGAAGAGAGUCUGAACGUUGUCUUUUGAGUUCCCGUGAUUCAAACGACUUUACUGCGACAUCAAGACGGAUCAAUUCGGUUCAAUUAUCGGAAGUGCAGAUUUCGGACAGAGGUUUAAGAAUCAACCUAAGUGAUUCUUCUAUAGAAGAUGAACUGGAGGAAAUAUUUGUAUGA
Ylistrum balloti is the source of this 2619-nucleotide messenger RNA. RefSeq lists its product as uncharacterized. The transcript is spliced from 11 exons. NCBI's taxonomy places the organism in Eukaryota, Metazoa, Mollusca, Bivalvia, Pectinida, Pectinidae. Bases 1 to 2619 code for a protein of 872 amino acids. The record is from RefSeq and is a predicted model, not a curated record.